UGCAGCAAGAGUGGUUGAAACUGCGUCUCUGCUUCCUCUUGUUGGCAGAACAGUGUGAAAUUACUGGCUUGGUGGUGGAAUUUGACCUUGCUUUUCCUUGUCUGGUUGGGAGACACCCCCCCAAGUUUGGAACAUCUGUACAUGGAAUAUGAGGAGGAUGAUGAUAUCUUCUUCGCAAAAUGGAUGAGCAGCUUCUGGGGCCACAACUUGAUUGAUGAGAAUGAGAAAGAGGGUCGAGGCCACAAGAAACAUUGGACACGAUUCUGUAAUGAGAGGAGAGCAUCCCUACCGGCCAAGCUUUCCUCCCUCCAUGCAACACGACUUCAUGAUUCUGCCAGAGGCUCAUCUUCAGGCCAUCUCAAGGGCUCCAAGGAAUUUCAAGAAGACCAAGAUGUCAAAUGCCACUGCCACAGGAAGGCAAGCAGAACACCUUCAGCAGACAGCUCAGGCCCAGACACAAGAUCAAAUUCCAUUCAGGAAUUUGCAGAGUCCUUUGAAAAGCAAUUGCAUCUCAAAAGCAAGCGCUCAGUUUCUUUGCAGCCUGAAGGCGCGAAGGAGAGACGAGAAAGAGAAAGAUUGCAUUUGAGAAAAAGCAAGUCUCAUAAGAGAAUGGAAGAGAAAUCAGAGCCAAGGAGAGAAGGAGAAGAAGCUGAAGUACCUGUAAAACACAACGAGCAGUUUUCAUCACAAGCAAGCAUUCAGAAAUGAUAUUUAUGCACAGGCAUCUAGAAUGCAUUGAGAUAAUUAAUUCUAACUCUCUCUCUGAAGAGCAGAGGGAGAAUUCUUAUUUUGUUUUGACUAGAAGAGGCCUGAUAGCUAGAAUAAACCCUAAGCUCUGAAACAAGAGUAAAAUUCAAC
Messenger RNA from Empidonax traillii (willow flycatcher), 858 nucleotides. It is a transcript of the gene LNP1, whose product is annotated as leukemia NUP98 fusion partner 1. The transcript is spliced from 3 exons. Lineage: Eukaryota; Metazoa; Chordata; Aves; Passeriformes; Tyrannidae. The coding region runs from base 142 to 708 and encodes 188 amino acids. The record is from RefSeq and is a predicted model, not a curated record.